AUGGAGGAGUUCAAGAAACAAGAAGCGAAUGAUCUGAUCCUUCAGCACAUCUUGAACCUCAACUCAGCGCACGGAUACUCCAGGAAUGAAGGUAUCGGGAAUUCUUCGCUGGCCGGUGCGGCGGACUUGUCGGGGCUAGAGCCGUGGCGCGAGCUCUUCCGCGGUCGCGACAUCUACGAUGUGAUCGGCAAAGUCAUCCUGGUCGCUGCCACCGACUCGCCGCAGGAGUUCCGGCGCCGCCGUGACGGCAUCAUGGAGCAGAUAUACACCGCGCCGACCGUGCCGAUUCCGCAGGGAAGGGCUGCAGCUGCAGGCGAGCGCAGCGGCAGAGCGCUGGAGGUGUCGGAUAAGGGAAGCAAAGUGGCGACCUGCACGGUCGCGCCUGCGGAGGAGCCUGAGGAUAACAACGACAAGAAAAAGGGCAUCGCCGCGGCCCAGCACGCAAAUGGCGACGGUGACAAGGCCGACGACGCUGACUACGGUGCGGCUGGGAUGGAGUGGCUGCAGUGUCUCGCUGAUCAGAUGGACGCAGAAAGCCUGGAGAUCAAUGAGGUUCUACGGAUCAAGGACAUCCUCCUAAAUCACCAUGAGCAGUCAGCUGACAACUUGUUCGAUUCACUGAGGAGGCCACAGCUGAUGGAGCUCACUGCGGAUAAAAUCAAGCCCACUAAUCAGGCAGGGGAACCAAACAUGGCUCCCAACUAG
Messenger RNA from Miscanthus lutarioriparius, 705 nucleotides. NCBI's taxonomy places the organism in Eukaryota, Viridiplantae, Streptophyta, Magnoliopsida, Poales, Poaceae. The record is from the annotation of a GenBank genome assembly.